ACCACUCAUUCAAAUAGCAAAGUUUUUCACCAAAAAAAGAACCCACAAACCAUCCCAAAACAGAGAAAGUGUUCAAAACAGAAAAAUACCUCCAUUUCCAUAUCCAUAGAUAAUACUCCAAGAUGAUUCCAGGGGCCACCUCCUAUUUUGUCACCGAGGACGCCGUUUCGUCUUCACUAGAUCCAACCCUGCCCUCCGAUUCUCACUCUAACUCCCUUCUUUACAGCUUCUCUCUCCUCAAAGAAAGAGUCCACCAAGUCCAGGCCCUCGUCACAAUCUUAAUCUCCCCCCACCACCACACCCCGCCCACCUCCGCUGCCAACGCCGAUUCCACUGCGGGCGCCAUCGCCGGCAUGGGCACUUUAAUCCAAGAAAUCAUCAUCACGGCGUCAUCCAUGAUGUUCGCUUGCCAACAGAUGUCCCUCGGCUCGAGUCUCGCCGCCCCUUCCGGAGGUGGUGCUGCCGUGGCGAAGCAAAACAGCGGCGGGGAAGCGAAAAGGGAAACCCAAGUCCAAAACCAAACCCAGAGCUUCUAUUCGAGCGAAAAUCUCGAAAACUGGUACGCUGAUAAUUAUAACAACAACACUGGAGGCAACUGCAACGAAAAUGACGAUGAGAAUAACGAAGGGGGGAAUUGCGAAGAAGGGGUGUCGGGCAAGAACUACGAUAUAAUAGAACUGGAUGCGGCGGAUUUGCUGGCGAAGUACACCCACUACUGCCAAGUUUGUGGGAAAGGUUUCAAGAGGGAUGCGAAUUUGAGAAUGCACAUGAGGGCUCACGGGGACGAGUACAAGUCCAGCGCUGCUUUGAUCAAUCCGUUGAAGCAUGGCGGGGCUGGAAUCGGGGGCGGCGACGGUGGGGACCUGAAGUUGCCGAGGAAAUAUUCGUGUCCGCAAGAAGGGUGCAGGUGGAAUAAGAAGCACGCCAAGUUCCAGCCGCUAAAGUCGAUGAUCUGCGUGAAGAAUCACUACAAGAGGAGCCACUGCCCGAAAAUGUACGUGUGCAAGCGGUGCAACCGGAAGAACUUCUCGGUGCUGUCGGACCUCCGGACGCACGAGAAGCACUGUGGCGACCUCCGGUGGCAGUGCUCGUGCGGUACCACGUUUUCCAGGAAGGACAAGCUGAUGGGCCAUGUCGCCUUGUUCGUGGGGCACACCCCGGCUAUCAAGUCUCUGAUGAAGAUGGGGAAAGUAGUAGCUGAAUGUGAUCAGGUGGAAAUUGUGAGAGUAGAUAAGAGGUGAUCGUGACAUUUUGUUCAUUAAAAAUUAGAAUAUCAGUUGAAAAUCUUCAUGUUUGAUGUAAAUUUUGAACUGAUGUAACACUUGAUAUUUUGCAUUUUAGUUUAGUUACGGGGUUGGCUUUCUUGAGAA
Rhododendron vialii is the source of this 1370-nucleotide messenger RNA. Its product is annotated as protein SENSITIVE TO PROTON RHIZOTOXICITY 2-like. NCBI's taxonomy places the organism in Eukaryota, Viridiplantae, Streptophyta, Magnoliopsida, Ericales, Ericaceae. The coding region runs from base 123 to 1241 and encodes 372 amino acids. The record is from RefSeq and is a predicted model, not a curated record. Gene Ontology annotation, biological process: response to acidic pH; response to aluminum ion. The transcript is spliced from 2 exons.